GCAAGCUUCCGCCAUUUCUUAUUUUCUGGAUUCUUAUUUGGACAUCCAUAAAUAUUGAUUUGGACAUGGAUCCCAGCAGCAGUGCCCAGGAUGUGAUCAGAUGUGACCUUUGUGAGACAGCUAUAGUACAGAUGUACUGUGAUUUCUGUCAUGUCAACCUUUGUAAACCCUGUAUUGGAGAACACAUUGCCGAUGACUAUAGCAAGCAUCAAAUCGUCCAAUUUCAGCAGAGAAAAUCCACCUUAAUUUAUCCACAGUGCAAAACACAUGAAACAGAAAGAUGUAAACUUCAGUGUGAAGAAUGCAACACAUCUGUUUGUUCUUUAUGUAUUAUAACUGAAACACAUAAGGGACAUACCAUUUCAAUUCUUUUGGAUAUUUUUAAUUCAAAGAGAGAAGUAAUUAGAAAAGAUACUGAAGAGUUAGAACAAAUACUUUCUCCAACCUAUAAAGAAAUUGCCACUAUUAUAGAAGCUCAGAUUGCUAAUCUGGAUGGAGAAUAUGGAAAACUUUCAACAGCAGUAACAAAACAUGGAGAAGAAUUUCACAAAGAAAUUGACAACAUUGUCAAAAAACUAUCAACAGAAAUUGAAGAAGUAAAAAAUCAACAUCUAAGCACUCUGAAGAAACAUUUAGAUGAAAUUAAACAGAUUAUAUAUCAAACUGAGCAAACUUUGCUUCAGUUAAGUAGAAUUGAUGAAUCAAAUGAAGUGUCCAUGACUAUGGAAUAUAGUUCUAAAAUCGAAGAAAUAAGCAAACUUCCGCCUAAAGUUAAGAUAUCACUGCCUGUGUUCAGGCCAAAGGGUCAAUAUACAGAACAUCUUUAUACAUUGUUUGGAUCGUUAACAGAAUUAACUACCAAAACAGAAGAAAAUGGCUACAAACUGAAGAAACCAGAGACACCAAGCAGAGAACUGCUGGAAGAACCAGAACUUAUCACCACUAUAAAUACUGGGUAUGAAAAACUCUAUAGUGUUACAUGUCUUAGUGAAGAAGAAAUUUGGACAAGUGGAAUUGUCGAUGAUAUGAAAUGCUUCAACAUUCAAAGCUCACUCAUAAAGAAAAUCAAAACAAAAUCAGGGAAAUGUCCAAAUGAUAUAGCAGUGACAGGUGAUGGAGAUCUAAUGUACUCUGACUGGAAAACAAAGACUGUGAAUAAAGUAAAGAAUGGACAGACAGAGGAAAUGAUCAGACUACAGGGCUGGGUACCAGUUAAUCUCUGUGUCACCUCCUCUGGUGAUCUCCUGGUUACCAUGUACAGUGUUGAUGACAAAACACAAUCCAAAGUUGUCCGUUACUCAGGCUCCACAGAGAAACAAACAAUCCAGUUUGAUGAUGAGGGUAAACCUCUGUAUUCAGGAAAUAUAUACAUUAAGUACAUCAGUGAGAACAAAAACCUGGAUAUCUGUGUGGCUGAUUAUGGAGCUGCCGCUGUAGUGGUGGUCAAUCAGGCGGGAAAUCUCCGAUUUAAAUACACCGGUUAUCCUUCUACUACAAAGAACGAACCAUUUGUUCCCCAUGGUAUCUCAACAGACAGCCAGAGUCAGAUCCUGACAGCAGACCGUAAAAACCACUGUAUCCACAUCUUAGACCAGGACGGACAGUUCCUACGUUAUAUAGAUAACUGUGAUCUGGAGGAUCCAUUUGGUUUAUGUGUGUACAAAAAUAACUGUUUGUUUGUUGCUGAGUGGAGAGGAAAGCUUAAGAAAAUUAAAUAUCUUAGAUAGACAUGCAUUUAAGGAGUCACUGUCUAGUUAGAAGACUAUGCCAGGGCAUCAACAAUAGUGGGAAACACGGAUAAUUUGCAUAACGGGCCGGGCGAAGCUAAAAUUAUCCCAUGUUUCCCACUAUUGUUGAUGUCACUGGCAUAGUCUCCCAACUAGACAGUGAUUCCUGAUAUUUCCAUUUUUACUUGAAAUAACAAUCUGAAAAUAAAUCAAAAUACCGUCUAA
This is a messenger RNA of Saccostrea cuccullata (small rock oyster), 1952 nucleotides long. RefSeq lists its product as uncharacterized. The transcript has 2 exons. Gene Ontology annotation, molecular function: zinc ion binding; protein binding. The record is from RefSeq and is a predicted model, not a curated record. NCBI's taxonomy places the organism in Eukaryota, Metazoa, Mollusca, Bivalvia, Ostreida, Ostreidae. The coding region runs from base 66 to 1727 and encodes 553 amino acids.